AUGGCCAGCAGCCGCUACUCCUUCCCGAGCAAGCCAAAGGCGAACCCUAAGGCGGUUGUCGCAGGCAGCAAGGGAUGCUCUCACUACCGUUUCACCGUCUUGACUGACCGGCUGAUCCGCUACGAAUGGUCCGAAGAUGGGGGGUUCGAAGACCGCCCGUCUUCCCUCGCCAUGUUCCGGUGCUUUGAUGUCCCGCGCUACCGAGUUGACGAGACGAAGAACAGCAUUGAGAUCAGCACGGAAUACUUCCACCUCACUUACGACAAAAAGAAAUUCUCCUCCAAAGGCCUCUCAGUCAAGGUCGGCGACGAUGUUUGGCGUUACAACGGCGAGAGCUACGGAGACCUGGGUGGCACCGCCAGGACCCUAGAUGGCGCCUGGGGCCGCGUCGACUUGGAGCCCGGAGUGCUCUCUCGCAAGGCCUAUGCUGUCCUCGAGGACACAAAAUCCAUGUUGUUUGACCAUCACGACGGCUGGUUUGGCACGCGCCACCCUGGCCGCAUUGAUGGCUACGUAUUUGCCUACAACGGUGAUCACAAGGCCGCUAUCAAAGAUUUCUACCGCCUCUCUGGCAAGCAGCCGGUUCUCCCUCGCUGGACGCUGGGAAAUUGGUGGUCACGGUAUCAUGAAUACACAACCUGCGAAUACCUCAAUCUCAUGGACCACUUCAAGAGCGAGGGCAUCCCUCUCACAACAGCAGUCAUCGAUAUGGACUGGCACAAGGUGGCCAUAGACCCAAAGUACGGAAGUGGCUGGACGGGCUACUCUUGGAACCGCGCCUUGUUCCCAGACCCGGAGGGGUUCAUGAAGCAGUUGCGCAAGCGGGGCCUGAAAGUAACGCUCAACGACCACCCAGCAGACGGCAUCCGGGCUUAUGAAGACCUGUACGAGGCCGUGGCCAAAGCCCUGCACCACGACACUUCGAAGGAGGCGCCAAUUGAAUUCGACUGUACCGACCGGAAAUUCCUCGACGCCUACUUUGACGUCCUGAAGGCCAACCUCGAGAAGCAGGGCGUCGACUUUUGGUGGAUCGACUGGCAGCAGGGAAACAAGACCAAGAUCCCCGGCAUCGACCCAAUGUGGGUGCUCAACCACUACCAUUACCUCACCAGCAAGCGCAACGUGAAGACCAUUGAACGGCCGCUUACCUUCUCCCGGUACGCGGGCGCCGGCUCCCACCGCUACCCGAUCGGGUUUUCUGGUGACACCCAGAUCACCUGGGCAGGGCUCGAGUUCCAGCCCGAGUUCACGGCGACUGCCUCCAACAUUGGCUACGGCUGGUGGAGUCACGACAUCGGCGGGCACUGGGCAGGUGUCCGAUCCAACCAGCUCACUGUCCGCUGGGUGCAGCUGGGUGUAUUCUCCCCGAUUAUGCGCCUACACUCUACCAAGAGCCUCUGGAACUCCAAAGAGCCCUGGAACUUUGAGAACGAAGCCCACAAGAUCAUGAAGCACUUCCUCAUCUUCCGCCACCGGCUCAUCCCCUUCCUCUACACCAUGAACAUCCGCGCCAGCUACGAGAGCGAGCCGUUGAUCCAACCCCUGUACUGGAACCACCCGACCGCCAAGGAGGCCUACACGGUGCCCACGCAGUACUACUUCGGCCCCAACCUCCUCGUAGCACCCAUCACCUCCCCCAACAACAACACCACGCUAACGGGCAGCGUCCGCGCCUGGCUGCCGCCCGGCCGGUACAUCGACCUGUUCCACCCGCACCUGGUCUACGACGGCGGCCGCUACAUGCGCCUGCACCGCGAACUGUCGCAGCUGCCCGUCCUCGCUAAGGAGGGCACCAUCCUUCCGCUGGACGGCACCCCGCGGCUCUCCAACGGUGCCCCGCGCCCAGCCGAGAUCACCAUCCUGCUAGUCGUCGGCAAAGACGCGCAGUUCGAGCUCGUCGAAGAGCCCGAGAAAGACCACCACCGCCACCAUCACCACUCGCAAAAUCAAACCGACACCGACCCCAACCUCAACUCAGACUCGGACGUAGACCCCGCCCUACACACCUUCGUGCGCACCCCGAUCACCUGGUCGCAAGCCGAUGGCGUGCUGCGCAUCGGGCCCGAGUGGAACGGCACGGGCCGCUGGCGCCAGUGGCACGUCAAGCUGGUCGGGCACACCAACACCGACGUGCAGGCGCAGGUGCCCGGGUUCCGCGUGACGCGCGACGUGUUGGAUAUUGCCUCGUCGUCGGAGGGAGGGGUUGGAACUGGUGGUGGUGUUGGGUGCACGACCAUCGCGCUGGGCAAUGUGCAUCGGUGGGAGCCGGAGGGGGGGUUCGAGAUCGCGCUGGGCAGGGAUCUGCAGCUGGAUGUGGUGGAUGUGAAGAAGCGCGCGUAUGAGGUGCUGCAUCGGUGUGAGAUGGGCUAUGAGGCGAAGGAUCCCGUGUGGGAUGUGAUUGCGAAUCAGAAGGAUGCCGUGGAGGAGAGGGUGGAGCGGUUGGUGAAGCUGGGGGUGGAUCCCGGGGUUAAGAAUGCGCUGAUGGAGGUGUGGGCGGCGGAUGGGAGGGCCGAGGGCAGUGCGAAGGGGCAUGAGGUGUGGGUGGAUGCGAAGGGGGUUGUGGAGGAGGCGGAUGUGGUUGAGAUGGAGCAGGCGUUGAAGGAUUAUGUUUUUGUUUGA
Messenger RNA from Chaetomium globosum CBS 148.51, 2619 nucleotides. RefSeq lists its product as uncharacterized. Bases 1 to 2619 code for a protein of 872 amino acids. Gene Ontology annotation, molecular function: alpha-glucosidase activity. Gene Ontology annotation, biological process: N-glycan processing; carbohydrate metabolic process. NCBI's taxonomy places the organism in Eukaryota, Fungi, Ascomycota, Sordariomycetes, Sordariales, Chaetomiaceae. The transcript has a single exon. The record is from RefSeq and is a predicted model, not a curated record.